CGUACGUCCGCACCCUCAAGCCGUAGUGGCACAUCCUGAACUUGCUCAUCACCCGCUCCAUCGUCCCCAACGUCACCGGCUCGCACAAGAUUCCGAAGCGGGUGCUCUAUGCUAUGUUCUCGAUGAGGGACCCGGAUCACAUGCUACAUUUGGGUUCCUUCGUGGCCACCACCUUCUCUCGAUGCCACGGGAAGCCCAACCAUCUCUACUGUGGUCCUCUGAUCACCCGUCUAACGCGCCAUUUCAACAUCAGCUUCCAGGGGCUCACACAUUCUUCUGCACAGGGCGGCUCCACCCCCCUCAGCCGGGAAGUGCUCCAUAAUGCACUCCUCCUGACCAGUGAUGGCACCCGCACCUGGGUGGAUGGGCUUUCUCUGCCUCCUGAUGAGGAUGAGGAUCUCGAUGACGAUGAGGAGGACGCUGACUAUUCUGGCGCGGAGGAGGAUGAGGAUGAUGAUGAUGAUGAUGGCGGGGCCAUGGAUGUUGAUGAGCCGGAGCCCCCGCUCUCUCCACCAGGGGACCUUCGGCCACGACGGAGACAAGAGCGAGGUGAGUCCUCCUCCGGUCCUUCUGGUCCGUCGAUGGCUUCUGGCCCGUCGAUGUACUUCUUCACGGAGCAGUUCCAGCAGAUGGGGCUCCAGUUCCAGCAGCUCGGUAUUCAGAACCAGCAGCUCAUGGACCAUCAGGUCCAGUUCCACCAGCAGUAUUCGGCCCACCAGGCUGAGUACCAGUCCAGGCUGACGGUUAUUGACGAUCGCCUCGGCCGCUUAGAGACCCAUAUGGGAGUCACGGGUGCUCUCAUCGAGCGGGAGAGAGAUCGAGGCCGCCGACUGAUGGAGUACUCUGAGCACCUGCUCCAGGCAUGCCACCCCCCAGAGGAGCACCACUGGACCACCCGGUGGGAUCAUUCACCACCACCACCACCGCUGGAUGAUGGAGACGACGACCUCAUGAACCAGAUCGACUUCACUGGUCUAGGAGGCGGUUCCUAGUGCCAUGUUUUGAGUGUGUUUUUUUUAUCAGUGUGGAAACUGUCUUGUGUUGGUUUGGUUUCUUUCUUUUUAUGUUGGAUUCUGUACUAUUGGGCUGACCAUUAGACCUGACGUAUUGUGUUGAGCUCUUUGGUUUCCUUUAGCUGUGCUUUGUUCCAUACUGGUCCUCUCUCCAGUCCGCUUCACUCCGACUGGUCCGUUUCCAGCCUCCUGCAGUCCGUGCAUACCGGUAACAUCGUUCCCUUUUCCUUCCCUCUUCUCCAUUGAGGGCAAUGUCGAUCUUAAGUGUGGGGGGAUGUUUAUCUUUUGACUGCAUUAGAUCUGUUUAUGUGCUUGGAGCCUAGUCCAAUGUCCAAAUUUUUAAAUUUGAGGGCUCCAAGUACGUGUUUCCGUGCAAUUGCGUGCUCAGUAUGCUUUGAAUCGACAGUCUUUAUAGUAAUAUGCAAACUAGGGAGGUAGUGUAGCACUAUGGAGGAUGUUGAUGCAUUUAAGAAGUCUCAUUUCUUCUUCAUAUUGUGUUGGUUGAUUGAGUGAAUUAGUGAUCUUAGGACCCUUGAAUUGUGUGGUGUUGUGGACUCUCUACCUGUCAUGGACUCUUGUUUCAUGUUUUGAGAUUAACAGGUGCUCGAAAAUGUGCUUCAAAAUAACGUAUCCUGUGCGAA
Linum trigynum is the source of this 1654-nucleotide messenger RNA. NCBI's taxonomy places the organism in Eukaryota, Viridiplantae, Streptophyta, Magnoliopsida, Malpighiales, Linaceae. The record is from the annotation of a GenBank genome assembly.